This is a messenger RNA of Mus pahari (shrew mouse), 15202 nucleotides long. RefSeq names its product FAT atypical cadherin 1 (gene Fat1). The record is from RefSeq and is a predicted model, not a curated record. Lineage: Eukaryota; Metazoa; Chordata; Mammalia; Rodentia; Muridae. Gene Ontology annotation, cellular component: plasma membrane. The transcript has 31 exons. Gene Ontology annotation, molecular function: calcium ion binding. The coding region runs from base 438 to 14375 and encodes 4645 amino acids. Gene Ontology annotation, biological process: homophilic cell-cell adhesion.
GAUCCGCCGCAGUUGCCGGCUGUAACUCCUCAACUCGGCAGCUGGCUGCCUGGACAUGUCCUGACAAACUUGGCUUCCCCUAGGCGAUCUCCCCAGACCUCGUGCGCUCUCUUUCCACCUCUUUUGGUGCUCAAACUUUCCCCGGGUGGAGAGCCACUGGGAAGGAGCCCACCUGAGUCCCGCCAGCACUGGAGGAGGAUCACGCUCUGCUUGGGGGAUAUGCUGAAGAUCCAGGGGAGGCAAAGUUGGUACUUCGAGCCCGGAUCCUAACAAAUAUCCAAACGGCGUGGGAAUUACCCAACUGCCGGGGACUAGAAGGGAGAGCACCGAGGACCGGGCUACUGUGGAGAGAAGGAACCGUGAAAAGCAGUCAACGAUGACAUGCUGAGAAACUACUUUUUAUUGAGAUCCUUUUCAAGGUGGCCAGGAGUUAAACAAUGGGGAGACACUUGGCCUUGCUUCUGCUUCUGUUCCUCUUCCUCCAGCAUUUUGGAGACAGUGAUGGUGGCCAAAGACUUGAACCCACCCCUCCUAUCCAGUUUACACACUUCCAGUACAAUGUCACUGUACAUGAGAACUCGGCAGCGAAGACCUAUGUUGGCCACCCCAGAAAAAUGGGUGUCUACAUCUUAGACCCCUCGUGGGAGAUAAGGUACAAAAUCGUCUCAGGAGACAGCGAGAACCUGUUCAAAGCGGAAGAGUAUGUCGUCGGAGACUUCUGCUUUCUAAGGAUAAGAACCAAAGGAGGGAAUACCGCCAUCCUGAACAGAGAAGUGAGGGACCAUUACACACUGAUUGUCAAGGCCGUGGAGAAAGCCACCGAUGCCGAGGCCCGAGCGAAGGUUCGGGUGCAAGUGCUGGAUACAAACGACUUAAGGCCCUUAUUCUCCCCCACCUCCUACAGCGUCUCUUUGCCGGAAAACACAGCCAUAAGGACCAGCAUCGCAAGAGUCAGUGCCACGGAUGCGGACAUUGGGACCAAUGGCGAAUUUUACUACAGUUUCAAAGACAGAACCGACAUGUUUGCUAUCCACCCGACUAGCGGUGUGGUUGUUUUAACUGGCAGGCUUGACUUCCUAGAGACCCAGCUCUAUGAGCUGGAGAUCCUGGCUGCGGACCGGGGAAUGAAGCUGUACGGUAGCAGUGGGGUCAGCAGCCUGGCUAAGCUGACGGUUCACGUGGAGCAGGCUAACGAGUGCGCGCCCUUGAUAACCGCAGUGACGUUAUCGCCCUCGGAGCUGGACAAGGACCCGACCUAUGCGAUUAUCACCGUGGAGGACUGUGAUCCAGGUGCCAACGGGGAGAUAGCGUCUUUGAGCAUCGUGGCUGGCGACCUCCUUCAGCAGUUUAAAACCAUGAGGUCUUUCCCUGGCAGUAAAGCAUUCAAAGUAAAAGCCAUCGGGGCCGUCGAUUGGGACAGCCAUCCUUAUGGCUACAACCUGACAUUGCAGGCUAAAGACAAAGGGACUCCCCCCCAGUUUUCCCCCGUGAAAGUCAUUCAUGUCGUUUCUCCACAGUUCAGAGCUGGCCCUGUCAAGUUUGAAAUGGAUGUUUACAGAGCCGAGAUCAGUGAGUUUGCUCCUCCACAUACACCCGUGGUCCUGAUCAAAGCCAUUCCUAGCUAUUCCCAUUUGAGGUAUGUUUUUAAAAGCGCUCCUGGAAAACCUAAAUUCGGUUUAAAUCACAACACGGGUCUCAUUUCCAUUUUAGAACCCAUUAGAAGGCAGCACACUUCCCAUUUUGAACUCGAGGUGACAACAAGUGACAAAAGAGCCUCCGCCCGAGUGGUGGUCAAAGUUUUAGGUACAAACAGCAACCCCCCUGAGUUUACACAGACCUCGUACAAAGCAUCCAUCGAUGAGAACGCGCCCGUCGGUGCGGCAGUCACGAGGGUGAGCGCGGUCGACCCCGACGAGGGGGAGAACGGCUACGUGACUUACAGUAUUGCAAAUUUAAAUCACGUGCCGUUCGUCAUUGACCACUUCACCGGUACUGUGAGUACCUCUGAGAAUUUGGACUAUGAACUGAUGCCUCGCGUCUACACGCUGAGGAUCCGUGCCUCUGACUGGGGCUUGCCAUACCGCCGGGAAGUCGAAGUCCUUGCCACGAUCACUCUUAAUAACCUGAAUGACAACACCCCCCUGUUUGAGAGGAUAAACUGUGAGGGGACCAUUCCCCGAGACCUAGGUGUGGGGGAGCAGAUAACCACCGUGUCUGCCAUUGACGCCGACGAGCUGCAGCUGGUCCGGUACCAGAUUGAAGCCGGAAAUGAGUUGGAUUUGUUUGUCUUAAACCCCAGCUCCGGUGUGCUGUCCUUAAAGCACUCCCUCAUGGAUGGCUUGGGCACGAAGGUUUCCUUUCACAGUUUGAGAAUCACAGCGACAGACGGAGAAAAUUUUGCCACGCCGUUGUACAUCAACCUAACGGUGGCUGCCAGUCGCAAGCCGGUGAACUUGCGGUGCGAGGAGACCGGUGUUGCCAAAAUGCUGGCAGAGAAACUCCUGCAGGCGAAUAAGUUACACAGUCAGGGGGACGUGGAGGAUAUUUUCUUUGAUUCUUACUCUGUCAAUGCCCAUGCUCCACAGUUCAGGGGUACUCUUCAAACUGGAAUUGAGGUAAAGGAGAACCUCCCGGUGGGUGCCAAUAUACUGUUCAUGAAUGCUACUGACCUUGACUCUGGCUUCAAUGGAAAACUCGUCUAUGCCAUUUCUGGAGGGAAUGAUGAUAGUUGCUUUACCAUCGACAUGGAAACGGGAGUGCUGAAGGUCCUAUCUCCGCUCGACCGUGAAGUAACUGACAAGUACACCCUGAAUAUUACCGUGUACGACCUCGGUAUACCCCAGAGGGCUGCCUGGCGUCUUCUGGAUGUCACGGUUCUGGAUGCCAAUGACAACGCGCCUGAGUUUUUACAGGAGAGCUACUUUGUGGAAGUGAGCGAAGACAAGGAGGUAAACAGUGAAAUCAUCCAGGUUGAAGCCACUGAUAAAGAUCUGGGCCCCAGCGGGCACGUGACCUACGCUAUUCUCACAGAUACGGAGAAGUUUUCCAUCGACAGCGUGACCGGUGUGGUGAAAAUUAUCCAGCCUUUGGAUCGUGAAGUGCAGCCUGUGCAUUACCUAAAGAUCGAGGCCAGGGACCAAGCCACAGAGGAACCCCGGUUGUUCUCCACCGUACUCCUGAAGGUGUCACUAGAUGAUGUUAAUGACAACCCACCUAGGUUCAUUCCACCCAAUUACUCUGUGAAAGUUCGAGAAGAUCUACCAGAAGGAACCAUCAUCAUGUGGUUAGAAGCCUAUGAUCCCGACGUGGGUCAGUCCAGUCAGGUGAGAUACAGCCUCCUGGACCACGGAGAAGGCCACUUUGACGUGGAUAAACUGAGCGGGGCAGUUAGAAUUGUCCAGCAGCUGGACUUUGAGAAGAAGCAACUGUAUAAUCUCACCGUGAGGGCCAAAGACAAAGGGAAGCCCGUGUCCCUGUCUUCCACUUGCUAUGUGGAAGUGGAGGUGGUUGACGUGAAUGAGAACCUACACGCUCCAGUGUUCUCCAGCUUUGUGGAGAAGGGUGUAGUGAAAGAAGACGUCCCUACUGGCUCAUCAGUCAUGACUGUGUCAGCCCAGGACGAGGACACAGGGAGAGACGGAGAGAUCCGGUAUUCCAUUAGAGAUGGCUCUGGAAUUGGUGUUUUCAGGAUAGAUGAAGAAACAGGUGUUAUAGAGACUUCAGACCGACUGGACAGAGAGUCGACGUCCCACUACUGGCUCACGGUCUAUGCCACAGAUCAGGGCGUGGUGCCUCUGUCGUCCUUCAUCGAGGUCUACAUAGAGGUGGAAGAUGUCAAUGACAACGCGCCGCAGACAUCAGAGCCCGUGUACUAUCCAGAAAUCAUGGAAAACUCACCCAAGGAUGUCCCUGUGGUCCAGAUUGAGGCUUUUGACCCGGAUUCUAGCUCCAGCGACAAGCUGACAUACAGAAUUACAAGCGGGAACCCCCAAGGAUUCUUCUCAAUAAAUCCUAAAACAGGUCUCAUCACAACCACGUCAAGGAAGCUGGACCGAGAGCAGCAGGAUGAGCAUAUUCUAGAGGUUACUGUGACAGACAACGGUGUUCCCCCCAGAUCCACCAUUGCCAGAGUCAUCGUGAAAAUCCUCGAUGAGAACGACAACAGGCCUCAGUUCCUUCAGAAGUUUUACAAAAUCAGGCUCCCGGAGCGAGAAAAGGCGGACGGGGACCGGAGCGCUUCGAGGCGCGAGCCCCUCUACCGCGUCAUCGCAGCGGAUAAGGACGAGGGGCCCAACGCGGAGCUCUCCUACAGCAUCGAGGAAGGCAAUGAGCACGGCAGGUUCUCCAUCGACCCCAAAACGGGAGUGGUCUCGUCCAAGAAGUUCUCUGCGGCCGGAGAAUACGACAUUCUUUCCAUUAAGGCAGUUGACAACGGGCGCCCCCAGAAGUCGUCCACCACCAGGCUCCAUAUUGAAUGGAUCCCCAAACCCAAGCCGUCCUUGGAACCGAUUUCGUUUGAAGAAUCCGUUUUCUCAUUUACCGUAAUGGAAAGUGAUCCGGUGGCUCACAUGAUCGGCGUGAUCUCGGUUGAGCCCCCUGGCAUGCCUCUGUGGUUUGACAUCAUCGGAGACGCGCUUGCUAGAGAAGUGUUUUACAUCUUUCAGCUGACUUGUGACCUGAACUGUACAGCAGAAGGUGGCAACUAUGACAGCCACUUUGAUGUGGACAAGGGCACUGGAACCAUCAUCAUUGCUAAGCCCCUUGAUGCAGAACAGAAAUCCAGCUAUAACCUCACUGUGGAGGCAACAGACGGGACCACCACGAUCCUCUCCCAGGUCCUCAUCAAAGUAAUAGAUACCAAUGACCACCGCCCCCAGUUUUCUACAUCGAAAUACGAAGUUGCCGUUCCCGAGGACACAGAGCCAGAAACGGAGAUUCUACAGGUCAGUGCAGCGGAUAGGGAUGAGAAAAACAAAUUGAUCUACACUCUGCAGAGCAGCAUCGACCCAGCCAGCCUCAAGAAAUUCCGCCUCGAUCCCGCAACCGGCGCUCUUUACACCGCUGAAAAGCUUGAUCACGAAGCCAUUCACCAGCACAUUCUCACGGUCAUGGUCCGGGAUCAGGAUGUCCCCGUGAAACGCAACUUUGCCAGGAUCGUUGUCAAUGUCAGUGACAAGAAUGACCACGCGCCGUGGUUCACCAGUCCGUCCUACGACGGGCGGGUUUAUGAAUCGGCAGCCGUGGGCUCAGUUGUGUUGCAGGUGACGGCUCUGGACAAAGACAAAGGGAAGAAUGCUGAAGUGCUCUACUCGAUCGAGUCAGGAAACAUUGGAAAUUCUUUUACAAUCGACCCCAUCUUGGGCUCUAUAAGAACUGCCAGAGAAUUGGACCGAAGUCACCAAGUAGCCUAUGAUUUAAUGGUAAAAGCCACAGACAAAGGCGAUCCACCGAUGAGCGAGAUGACCUCCGUGCGGAUCGCUGUCACCAUCGCUGACAACGCCUCCCCCAAGUUCACAUCCAAAGAGUACUCUGCGGAGAUCAGUGAAGCCACCAGGGUUGGAAGUUUUGUUGGGAUGGUCUCUGCUCACAGUCAGUCAUCAGUGAUGUAUGAAAUAAGAGACGGAAACACGGGCGACGCGUUUAGCAUCAACCCACAUUCCGGAAGCAUCAUCACUCAGAGAGCCUUGGAUUUUGAAACACUGCCCAUGUAUACAUUGACGGUACAGGGGACCAACAUGGCCGGUUUGUCCACCAACACAACGGUGGUGGUGCACGUGCGUGAUGAGAACGACAACCCACCCGUCUUCACGCAGGCGGAAUAUGCAGGAUUCAUCAGCGAGUCGGCCUCCGUCAACAGUGUGGUGCUGACAGACAGGAACGUCCCACUGGUGAUUCGAGCGACUGAUGCCGACAGGGAAUCCAAUGCUCUGCUUGUCUAUCAAAUCGUCGAGCCGUCCAUGCACAACUAUUUUGCCAUUGACCCCACCACCGGCGCUGUCCGUACGGUGCUGAGUCUGGACUAUGAGGAAACGCGUGCUUUUCACUUCACCGUCCAAGUGCACGACAUGGGGACGCCUCGUCUGUUUGCCGAGUACGCUGCUAAUGUGACUGUGCAUGUGAUUGACAUCAAUGACUGCCCCCCUGUCUUCUCUAAGUCACUGUACGAAGCGUCUCUUCUCCUGCCGACAUACAGAGGUGUAAACGUCAUCACGGUGAACGCCACAGAUGCUGACUCCAGGGCAUUCUCCCAGGUCAUGUACUCCAUCACUGAAGGCAACAUUGGGGAGAAAUUCUCCAUGGACCACAAGACUGGCACCAUUGCAAUACAGAACACAACUCAGCUACGAAGCCGCUAUGAGCUGACCGUCCGCGCCUCCGACGGCAGGUUCACAAGCAUGGCCUCUGUGAAAAUCAAUGUGAAGGAGAGCAGAGAGAGUCCUCUCAAGUUUACCCAAGACACCUACUCCGCAGUUGUGAAAGAGAACUCCACAGAAGCCAAAACGUUAGCUGUCAUCACUGCGAUCGGGAACCCAAUCAAUGAGCCUCUGUUUUAUCGCAUCCUUAACCCAGACCGCAGAUUUAAAAUCAGCCACACCUCGGGUGUGUUGUCCACCACGGGGAUACCGUUUGACCGUGAGCAACAGGAGACGUUUGACGUGGUGGUAGAGGUGACUAAAGAACGGGAGCCGUCGGCGGUGGCCCACAUCGUGGUGAAAGUCACCGUGGAAGACCAGAAUGAUAACGCUCCGGUGUUUGUUAACCUUCCCUACUAUGCUGUGGUGAAGGUGGAUGCGGAGGUGGGCCACGUCAUUCGCUAUGUCACUGCCAUUGACAGGGACAGUGGCAGAAAUGGUGACAUACACUACUACCUUAAGGAGCAUCAUGACCACUUCCAGAUUGGACCCUCUGGUGACAUUUCUCUGAAGAAGCAGUUUGAGCACGACACCUUAAAUAAAGAAUAUCUUGUCACAGUGGUCGCCAAGGACGGAGGAAGUCCAGCUUUCUCUGCAGAAGUUCUGGUUCCCAUCACUGUCAUGAACAAAGCCAUGCCCGUGUUUGAAAAGGCUUUCUAUAGCGCCGAGAUCCCAGAGAACAUCCAGAUUCACAGCCCAGUGGUCCAUAUCCAAGCCAACAGCCCAGAAGGGUUGAAAGUGUUCUACAGUAUCACGGAUGGAGACCCUUUUAGUCAGUUUACUAUUAACUUCAACACUGGGGUGAUAAACGUCUUAGCACCGCUGGAUUUUGAGUCCCACCCAGCCUAUAAGCUAAGCGUGCGGGCAACUGAUUCCCUGACAGGUGCUCACGCUGAAGUGUUUGUUGACAUCAUAGUAGAAGACAUCAAUGAUAACCCUCCCGUGUUUGUGCAGCCGUCUUACUCCACAACCCUGUCUGAAGCAUCUGUAAUUGGAACCCCUGUCCUUCAAGUUCGAGCCACAGAUUCUGACUCGGAACCAAAUAGAGGAAUUUCCUACCAGCUGAUUGGAAAUCGCAGCAAAAGUCACGAUCAUUUUCACAUAGAUAGUAACACGGGGCUCAUUUCACUAGUGAGAGCCUUGGAUUACGAACAGUUCCAGCAGCACAGGAUCUUUGUAAGGGCUGUUGAUGGAGGAAUGCCCGCCCUGAGCAGUGACGUGGUUGUCACUGUGGCUGUCACUGACCUCAAUGACAACCCACCUCUGUUUGAACAACAGGUUUAUGAAGCCAGAAUCAGUGAGCACGCUGCCCACGGACAUUUCGUGAUGUGUGUGAGAGCCUGUGAUGCAGACAGCUCAGACCUAGACAAGUUAGAGUACUCCAUUCUGUCCGGCAAUGAUCAUAAAAGCUUCGUCAUCGACAGUGAAACGGGAAUUAUCACGCUCUCAAACCUCCGCCGCCACACCCUGAAGCCAUUCUACAGCCUCAACGUUUCGGUGUCUGAUGGGGUUUUCCGGAGCUCUGCUCAGGUUAAUGUAACUGUGAUGGGAGGGAAUUUGCACAGCCCCGUUUUUCACCGGAACGAAUACGAAGUGGAGCUAGCUGAAAACGCUCCCUUGCAUACCCUUGUGGUCCAAGUGAAGGCAACUGACCGAGAUUCCGGCAUUUACAGCCACAUAACUUACCACAUUGUAAAUGACUUUGCCAAAGACAGGUUUUAUGUGAAUGACAGAGGGCAGAUUUUCACUUUGGAGAAACUUGACCGAGAGACUCCAGCAGAGAAAGUGAUCUCAAUCCGUUUGAUGGCUAAGGAUGCUGGGGGGAAAGUUGCUUUCUGCACCGUCAAUGUCAUCCUCACAGACGACAAUGACAACGCGCCUCAAUUUCGCUCAACCAAGUACGAGGUGAACAUUGGGUCCAGCGCUGCCAAAGGGACGUCGGUCGUCAAGGUCUUUGCGAGUGACGCCGAUGAGGGAUCAAAUGCAGACGUCACCUACACCAUCGAGGCGGAUUCUGAAAGUGUCAAGGAGAACUUGGAGAUCAACAAGCUGACUGGCUUGAUUACUACAAGGGAAAGUUUAAUAGGUUUAGAGAACGAGUUCUUCACUUUCUUCGUUAGAGCCGUGGAUAGCGGGUCUCCACCCAGAGAGUCUGUCGUUCCUGUCUAUAUUAAAAUACUUCCACCGGAAGUGCAGCUUCCUAGGUUCUCUGAGUCCUUUUAUACCUAUACCAUCUCAGAAGACAUGCCCAUUGGAACAGAAAUUGAUCUCAUCUGGGUAGAACACAGCGGGACUGUUCUUUACACCCUUGUCAAAGGCAAUACUCCUGAGAGUAACCGAGAUGAGUUCUUUGUGAUCGACAGGCAGAGUGGGAGACUGAAACUGGAGAAGAGCCUUGACCAUGAGACCACUAAGUGGUAUCAGUUUUCCGUCCUGGCCAGAUGCACUCUUAAUGACUACGAGGUGGUGGCUUCUAUAGACGUCAGUAUCCAGGUGAAAGAUGCUAAUGAUAACAGCCCAGUUUUGGAGUCCAGUCCCUAUGAGGCAUUUAUUGUUGAAAACCUGCCAGGGGGAAGCAGAGUCAUUCAGAUCAGAGCGUCUGAUCUAGACUCGGGAGCCAACGGCCAAGUCAUGUACAGCCUAGACCAGUCCCAAGAUGCAGACAUCAUCGAGUCUUUUGCCAUUAACAUGGAGACAGGCUGGAUUACUACUCUCAAGGAGCUUGACCACGAAGAGAGGGCCAGCUACCAGAUUAAAGUGGUCGCAUCGGAUCACGGUGAGAAGGUGCAGCUGUCUUCCACCGCCAUCGUGGGUGUCACCGUCACUGACGUCAAUGACAGCCCGCCGAGAUUCACGGCCGAGAUUUACAAAGGGACUGUGAGUGAGGAUGACCCUCCGGGUGGCGUGAUCGCCAUCUUAAGCACGACCGAUGCCGACACUGAAGAGAUCAACAGACAGGUGUCGUACUUCAUCACAGGAGGGGACGCCUUGGGACAGUUUGCUGUGGAAAAUGUGCAGAGUGACUGGAGGGUGUAUGUGAAGAAGCCUCUGGACAGGGAACAAAAGGACAGUUACCUUCUGACCGUCACGGCCACAGAUGGGACCUUCUCUUCCAAAGCUAGAGUCGAAGUCAAGGUUCUCGAUGCCAACGACAACAGUCCAGUCUGUGAGAAGACCUUGUAUUAUGAUACCAUUCCUGAAGACACCCUUCCUGGGAAGCUGGUCAUGCAGGUCUCUGCCACAGACGCAGAUAUCCGGUCCAACGCGGAGAUUACUUACACUUUAUAUGGUUCAGGUGCAGAGAAGUUUAAACUGAAUCCAGACACAGGUGAACUGAGAACACUAGCCCUCCUUGAUCGUGAGGAACAAGCAGUUUAUAAUCUUGUAGUCAAGGCCACGGAUGGAGGUGGGAGAUCCUGUCAGGCGGCUAUUGUGCUCACAUUAGAAGAUGUGAACGAUAACGCCCCCGAGUUCACCGCGGAGCCGUACACCAUCACGGUAUUUGAGAACACAGAGCCUGGGACACCGCUGACCAGAGUGCAAGCCACUGAUGCGGACGCAGGAUUGAAUCGGAAGAUUUCCUACUCGUUGAUAGACUCUGCCGACAGGCAGUUCUCCAUUAAUGAGCGAUCUGGAAUUAUCCAGUUGGAGAAGCAUUUGGACAGGGAGCAUCAGGCCGUGUAUACCCUCACUUUGAGAGCAGUGGACCAAGGGUUACCAAGGAGAUUGACAGCUACUGGCACGGUGGUUGUGUCUGUCUUGGAUAUAAACGACAACCCGCCAGUGUUUGAGUACCGUGAAUAUGGCGCCACGGUGUCCGAGGACAUUGUCAUUGGGACAGAGGUUCUCCAGGUGUAUGCGGCAAGUCGUGAUAUCGAGGCCAACGCAGAAAUCACAUACGCCAUAAUAAGUGGAAAUGAACAUGGAAAAUUCAGCAUUGAUUCUAAGACAGGGGCCAUAUUUAUCAUUGAGAACCUGGAUUAUGAAAGCUCCCACGGGUAUUACCUGACCGUGGAAGCCACUGAUGGAGGCACACCUUCGUUGAGCGACGUGGCGACUGUGAACAUCAACGUCACAGACAUCAAUGAUAACAGCCCCAUGUUCAGCCAAGACACCUACACCACGGUGGUCGGUGAAGACGCGGCUCUUGAGCAGCCUGUCAUUACGAUUAUGGCCGACGAUGCCGAUGGCCCCUCAAACAGCCACAUCCACUACUCCAUUAUAGAGGGGAACCAGGGAAGCCCGUUCACGAUUGACCCUGUCAGAGGAGAAGUGAAAGUGACAAAGCCCCUAGACCGGGAAACGAUCUCAGGUUAUACACUCACAGUGCAAGCCACCGACAACGGCAAUCCACCCAGAGUCAACACAACCACGGUGAACAUCGAUGUCUCCGACGUCAAUGACAACGCUCCCCUCUUCUCCAGAGACAACUACAGUGUCAUCAUCCAGGAGAACAAGCCCGUGGGUUUCAGCGUCCUGAAGCUGGUAGUGACCGACAAGGAUUCUUCCCACAACGGCCCCCCUUUCUUCUUCACUAUUGUGAGUGGAAAUGAUGACAGCGCAUUUGAGGUGAACCAGCACGGGGUCCUCCUGACAGCGGCGACGGUCAAGAGGAAAGUGAAGGACCAUUACCUUCUGCACGUUAAGGUGGCUGACAGCGGAAAGCCUCAGCUGUCUUCGAUGACACACGUUGACAUCAGGGUGAUCGAGGAAAGCAUCCACCCUCCCGCCAUCUUGCCACUCGAGAUUUUCAUCACCGCCUUUGGAGAGGAAUACUCAGGUGGGGUCAUAGGAAAGAUCCACGCCACAGACCAGGACGUGUAUGACACCUUGACGUACAGUCUGGAUCCCCACAUGGAUGGCCUGUUCUCUGUCUCCAGCACGGGGGGCAAGCUGAUCGCACACAGAAAGCUGGACAUAGGCCAAUACCUCCUCAAUGUCAGCGUGACAGACGGGAAAUUCACCACGGUGGCCGACAUCACCGUGCACAUCCAACAAGUGACCCAGGAGAUGCUGAACCACACCAUCGCCAUCCGCUUCGCGAAUCUCACCCCGGAGGAGUUCGUUGGUGACUACUGGCGCAACUUCCAGAGAGCCCUGCGCAACAUCCUGGGCGUCCGGAAGAACGACAUACAGAUCGUCAGCCUGCAGCCCUCUGAACCCCAUUCGCACCUGGACGUCUUACUCUUCGUCGAGAGGUCAGGCGGCACCCACAUUUCAACAAAGCAACUGCUGCACAAGAUUAAUUCUUCCGUGACGGACGUUGAGGAAAUCAUUGGUGUGAGGAUCCUGGACGUGUUCCAGAAGCUCUGUGCGGGGCUGGAUUGCCCGGGGAAGUUCUGUGAUGAGAAGGUGUCUGUGGAUGAAAACGUCAUGUCAACUCACAGCACGGCCAGACUGAGUUUCGUGACUCCCCGACACCACAGAUCAGCAGUGUGUCUCUGCAAAGACGGGAAAUGCCCACCUGUCCACCAUGGGUGCGAAGAUAACCCCUGUCCCGCAGGAUCUGAAUGUGUCGCCGAUCCCCGAGAGGAGAAAUACAGCUGUGUGUGUCCCGGGGGCGGCUUCGGUAGAUGCCCAGGGAGCUCAUCCAUAACUUUUACGGGAAACAGCUUUGUGAAGUACCGUCUGCUGGAGAAUGAGAACAGGCUAGAGAUGAAGCUGAGCAUGCGGCUGAGAACCUACUCCUCCCAUGCGAUCGUGAUGUAUGCGAGAGGGACUGACUACAGUAUCCUGGAGAUUCAUACUGGAAGACUGCAGUACAAAUUUGACUGUGGGAGCGGCCCUGGGAUUGUCUCUGUCCAGAGCAUUCAGGUCAACGACGGGCAGUGGCACGCCGUGUCCCUGGAAGUGGAGGGCAAUUACGCCAAGCUGGUUCUGGAUGAAGUCCACACUGCUUCGGGCACAGCCCCGGGGGCUCUGAAAACCCUCAACCUGGACAACUACGUCUUUUUUGGGGGCCACCUCCGCCAGCAAGGGACAAAGCAUGGGAGAAGCACCCAGGUGGCCAAUGGCUUCAGGGGCUGCAUGGACUCUAUUUAUUUGAAUGGGCAGGAGCUGCCUCUGAACAACAAACCAAGAGCCUACGCGCACAUCGAAGAGUGGGUGGACCUAUCUCAUGGGUGCUUAUUAACUGCCACCGAAGACUGCUCCAGCAGCCCGUGUCAGAAUGGAGGCGUUUGCAAUCCCUCGCCUACUGGAGGUUAUUACUGCAAGUGCAGCGCAUUGUACGUAGGGACGUACUGUGAGGUGAGCGUCAACCCGUGCUCCUCCAACCCCUGCCUCUAUGGAGGAACGUGCAUGGUAGACAACGGAGGCUUUGUUUGCCAGUGCCGGGGGCUGUACACUGGUCAGAGAUGUCAGCUUAGUCCGUACUGCAAAGAUGAACCCUGUAAGAAUGGUGGAACGUGUUUUGACAGUUUGGAUGGUGCUGUCUGUCAGUGUGACUCGGGCUUUAGGGGAGAAAGAUGUCAGAGUGACAUCGAUGAGUGUGCUGGGAACCCCUGUCGGAACGGAGCCCUUUGCGAGAACACACACGGCUCCUAUCACUGUAACUGCAGCCAGGAGUACAGAGGGAAACACUGUGAGGAUGCCUCUCCCAACCACUACGUGUCGACCCCGUGGAACAUCGGACUGGCCGAGGGAAUAGGGAUUAUUGUGUUUAUAGUCGGGAUAGUUUUACUGGUGAUGGUGUUCGUCCUCUGCCGGAAGAUGAUCAGUCGAAAGAAGAAGCACCAGGCUGAACCUGAAGACAAACGUUUGGGGCCAACCACGGCUUUCUUGCAGAGACCUUAUUUUGAUGCGAAGCUGAACAAGAACAUUUACUCUGACAUCCCGCCCCAGGUGCCGGUCCGUCCCAUUUCGUACACUCCCAGCAUUCCAAGCGACUCGAGAAACAACCUCGACCGCAAUUCAUUCGAAGGCUCCGCGAUCCCAGAGCAUCCAGAAUUCAGCACCUUCAACCCUGAGUCUAUGCACGGGCAUCGAAAAGCCGUGGCUGUGUGCAGCGUAGCUCCAAACUUGCCUCCGCCGCCGCCUUCCAACUCACCCUCAGACAGCGACUCCAUACAGAAGCCUAGCUGGGACUUUGACUAUGACGCUAAAGUGGUGGAUCUGGAUCCUUGUCUCUCCAAGAAGCCCCUGGAGGAAAAGCCCUCCCAGCCAUACAGUGCCCGGGAGAGCCUGUCCGAGGUGCAGUCGCUUAGCUCCUUCCAGUCAGAGUCCUGUGAUGACAAUGCUUCCAUAGUGACUGUAAUACACCUUGUCAACGCUGUCGUUGACACGGUGAAUAAAGAAGAAUCCUUGGCUGCUCCUGACCUCAGCAAACCAAGAGGGUACCACUGGGAUACAUCAGACUGGAUGCCAAGUGUCCCUCUGCCAGACAUACAAGAGUUCCCCAAUUACGAGGUUAUUGACGAGCACACGCCCCUCUACUCGGCUGAUCCAAACGCCAUUGAUACUGACUAUUACCCUGGGGGUUAUGACAUUGAAAGUGACUUUCCACCCCCACCAGAGGACUUCCCUGCACCCGACGAACUGCCACCAUUGCCUCCAGAAUUCAGCGACCAGUUCGAGUCCAUACACCCACCCAGGGACAUGCCUGCAGCAGGUAGCUUGGGAUCUUCCUCCCGGAGUAGGCAGAGGUUCAACCUGAAUCAGUACCUGCCCAAUUUCUACCCCGCCGAUAUGUCCGAACCUCAGAAACAAGGCGCUGGCGAGAACAGUCCAUGUAGAGAACCCUACACCCCCUACCCUCCAGGGUAUCAAAGAAACUUCGAAGCGCCCACCAUAGAAAACAUGCCCAUGUCUGUGUACACCUCGACGGCUUCCUGCUCCGACGUGUCAGCGUGCUGUGAAGUGGAGUCUGAGGUCAUGAUGAGCGACUACGAGAGCGGGGACGACGGCCACUUUGAAGAGGUGACGAUCCCUCCGCUAGAUUCCCAGCAGCAUACGGAAGUGUGACGCUCAAACUCCUCCCCAAAGUGCCUGGACUUUCAUGAACCUAGAGAUGCUACCAGUGACCUGGUGACCUCCGCCGUUGUUCUUUUGCAGCCAUUUGGGCCUGGCCACUUCUCGGUGAGCCACGGUAGGCGUGGCUGCACGGAGUCACAGCCUCUUGACAUGUUAGCCAUUUCCAGUGUCCUAACUGACUGUAAUCGACCAGGUUUUCAACCCCUGAGCAUCUUUUCGUAUUUAGAUUUGUCUCUGUUAAAUUGAUGAAACAGAAAUCGGUCCUGUCGUCUUGUUAGCAUGAUUCAUGUAUUUAUAUAGAUCCGAUUAUUUUAAUUUUUGCUUUCUUUGUGUAAAUUUUAUGUACAGAUUUGAUUUUUUUUCUUUUUUUUUUUUUUACCCCUCUCCUAGUUUUAACUAGGUUUUCAGGACGCCUCGUGUGUUUGUUUUCUGCUGGUUCUGUGUGGUGUUAGCGUCGUUUGCCUAGCAUCUGAUUUUCUGAUGUAACCAGGGUUCCACGCUGUUCUUUCCCACUGAAGUAUGACAUUACAUUGACACAUUUCGGUCCAGUGUAGCUGUACAUAUGGGGUGAGGACGACCUGUUACUGGACAUGUCUUAUUAAAUGGGUUGCUGGAUUAGAAUUAUAAACAUUUUUCAUUACUGGAAAGUGUGAAGGGGACCUUCUGCAUACCUGUUUAGAACCAAAACCACCACGACACGGUUUUUAUAGUGUCUGUAUAUUUGUGAUGCAAUGGUCUUGUAAAGGUUUUUACUGAAAACUAUCAUUAGCCAGCCUUUCUUACUGACAAUAAAUUAUUAAUAAAAUACUUUAGCUUUA